AUGAACGUAGUAGAGAAAGAAAAAGCUUUUCCACCACCUGGACAACGAAACGGACCCACACUCCGAGAACAAUUCGCUGUACCUUCGCGAACAAUAAAUCAAUUCAGACUUGGUGUCGAUCAAAUGCGUCGAACAAACUGGAAAUCAACUAGUUCCAGUUUCUCGAGAAGCCCGCGUAAUCGUCGUGGUACAGGCAGAGGUCGAGCAUCGACAUCGACCUCUUGCAUACCCAGAUCUUCCCGUAAAUACAUAUCACGAUCUGGUACAAAGACCACCGAAGGCACUACUUGCAGCAUGAUCGAAUCUGGCGGCAUUAUUCUUGCAAUAACAACCGGUCGAGGUGAAGCCAAAGCAGAAGUCGGGAUGGCCGUUUUGGAUAUCCGAUGUCCCCAUUUGAUUCUUUGUCAAAUCAGCGAUUCCCAGAUAUACACAAACACGUUGAGCAAGUUGUACUUGUUCGAUCCGAUAGAAGUUUUAAUGCCAGAGACGAUGUGCGACAGUGCAGCGAACAGAAACAUUCUCCACCGCUUCAUCAGAGAUAAGUUUCCCGAACUGCAGGUGACCGCGAUAUCGCGAGUUCACUUUAACGACAAAGUGGGACUCGAACGAGUGAAAACCCUCUGCAUAGCCGAUUAUUCUUCGGUGGAAUUGUUCGUUAAGGAAAAGUAUUAUGCGUUAGCGGCGGCAGCAGCUUUAUUAAAAUAUGUCGAAUACGCGCAGCGUAUCGUCUACACUCCGAAAUCGAUGAAGAUCGAAUUUCACGUAUCGCAAAACUCCACUACUUUAGAUUUAGAGAGCUCGCGAAGUUUAGAGCUGGUUCAAUCGCAAUGCGGUGAACGGAACGUUAGCUUGCUAGGUAUCCUGGAUAACUGCUGUACACCGAUGGGAAGAAAGCUAUUACGCGCCAACAUCCUUCAGCCUCCGUGCAACGAGCACAUCAUCCUCGAGCGACAAGCUUCCAUCGCCGAACUGGUGGCCAAUCGUUCGUUGCUAGUUCUGCUUCAGCCAAUCGUACGGCAACUCUACGGAGCCGAUAGGCUUUUAGCGUUAUCCACCGCGCCUGUUCUGCAGGAAAACAACGUGCAAUGCGCGGAGCAGAAUUUAAAUUAUUUGUUGCUCUUGAAAAAUUUGAUGGAAGUAGUUCCUGAACUCGAAGCUGCUCUUUCCUCCGCCGAAACCGACAUCCUUCGAACGAUUCGAAAGAAACUGGAGAAUCCUCAGUUCCGUAUGAUAAAGGAAAGAAUCCUUGAAACGAUACAUCCAGAUGCGAGAGCCGUGUCAGGAUACACAUCGUCCAACAUGCAACGUUGCUUCGCUAUCAAAGCUGGGAUCAAUGAUUUGCUGGAUAUUGCUCGUCAAACAUAUUGCGAGCUAAUCGACGAUAUGAAGUCUAUGGUGGAGAAUCUAGCGUCCAAGUAUAAAUUACCUUUGUCCUUGGGAUGCAACGUGUCGUUAGGCUACCACAUCCAAGCGAUACUGCCGCGUACCUUAAACGCGGAAACCUUUGAUCUACCAACCGAGUUCAUAGAGGUACGAAAGAAGAAAAGAGUCUACACGAUGACUACCGCUAUGCUGUCAACAUUGAGCCAACAGUGCAGAAUCGCGUCCGAAGAAUUGCACGUAAUGAGCAACGUAAUCCUUUGCGACUUGCUCCAAUGUCUCCGAGGGUACAUAAACUGUUUGUUUCAUUUGAGUGCCGACGUAGCAGAGCUGGACUUGAUGAUUUCCCUCGCCAAAGUCAGUUCCGUGCAAACGUAUGUCAGGCCAACGUUUGGACCUAAGCUUGAAUUAAUUGAUUCGAGGCACCCGAUAUUGGAAGUUUUCGGUCUCGAUGCGCCUAUACCGAACAACGUUAAUGCGUCGACACCCUGGAAUUUCCACGUCAUCUCAGGCCCCAACAUGAGCGGCAAAUCGACCUACCUCAAGCAGAUCGUUUUGUUGCAUAUAAUGUCGCAGAUUGGUUGCUUCGUGCCAGCGAAGAAGGCUGUGUUUCGUAUAACGGAUCUCAUAUUUUGCAAGAUAGCUAUCCGCGACGACAUCGAGUACAACGCUUCCACGUUUUCUGUCGAAAUGAAAGAAGCCCAAUAUAUUUUGCGGACCGUGACGCCCACCUCGCUGAUAGUUUUAGACGAAUUGUGCAAGAGCACCGCGAUGGAAGAAGGUGGCUCCAUCGCGUGGGCUAUAUGCGAACGUCUUUUGAACACGUCCGCGUUUGUUUUCGCGUCGACUCACUUUGCUUAUCUGACAAAACUGGCGAAUUUGUACUACAACGUAACCAAUCAUUACUUCGAGACGAUAACGUUGCGUGAAACAACGGAAACAGAUAAUUGUUGUCGAUUAACGUACACUCAUCGGUUGAAACUCGGAGUGGCGACUAUGAGCGAUUACGGUAUCGUUUUAGCUGAAUCGUCCGGUUUACCAAAGUCUGUCACGGAUGCAGCUCGGAAAUUUGCUUCCGAACGACUGAUCGUCGAUCGAAUCACGAUCGAGUCGAACUCUUGGGAACACGAGUGUUACAACAUCGUGGGUAAAAUGUACGAGUUUCUAGAAAUGGACAAGUUCGAUCGAGUAGAAGUAGCGAAGCUUCUUGAAGAAAUUGCGAAGCUUCGGUGGCAAGAAGAAGACGAGGAUGACAAGAAUCAGGACGACGCGAAAAACAAUGACGAGAAUAAGGAGAUCAAGGAGGGAGAAGGCUCGAACGAGCCUAUACCGAUACCAAUGGCUGUGAUUUCGAGAAAAAGUUUCGACGAACCGAAAAAAACGUCGCUCGACGAGACCAUCGUUAUAGCGGAUAAUAAUUUCCCAGCGUGUUCGCUUUCGUCUGCCUCUGUAGCGUAUACGAACGCAUCGUUGGUGUUCCAUCAUAUGCAAAACAGAAGUGUCGAUUUUCAAAACGUCCCUCUCAGUUUUAGUCGCAACGAACCAAACGCGUCGCGUUCUUUCGCAUUUAAUUCGAUCAAUCUUUUAUUCCCUACUUCGAUAGCAACUAAACAUGCGCCAGCAUCGAACAGCCUCGAGAAAAAUCCGUCCACGUUAAACAGUUUGAAAUUUCCAUGUAGCGAACGAUGCUCCAACGGACCCCGUUCGUUCAGCUUCACGACCAACGACUCGGUUCCGUCCUUUCCGUUUACACCUGACAAUGAGUCGGUGUCGGGAACGAUGUGCAUGUCGAUGAGUACAAACGAAUCGUUGCAAAAGUCGUUGCACGAGUAUUGUCUCUCCGACAACGAUUUGGUACCACUCGAUAUUUCUCAGGUCUCCAUUCCUUCGAGCAUAGCGACGAAUAGCAACAACUUGUUGAGUCGCCAAGAGAAGUAAAUAAAUCGACAUAAAUAUCAUUGUAACAUUCAACGUGUACUUGGAAUACAAAGCACAA
Molecule: messenger RNA, 3376 nt
Organism: Hylaeus anthracinus
Lineage: Eukaryota; Metazoa; Arthropoda; Insecta; Hymenoptera; Colletidae
Product: mutS protein homolog 4-like
Exons: 15
Coding region: 1-3318 (1105 amino acids)
Biological process (GO): reciprocal meiotic recombination; mismatch repair
Cellular component (GO): nucleus
Molecular function (GO): ATP-dependent DNA damage sensor activity; mismatched DNA binding; ATP binding
Source: RefSeq, a predicted model, not a curated record